AUGGAGUUGAGCACCAAGUCGGUUGUUGCAAGUUUGGAGAUGUCGGAGUUAAAAAGCGGCAACGGAGGGUCUUCAGAGGGCGAAGAUUACGAGAGUUUGCCAUCCCAUGCUUCCCUAACGACCCAUAUGACAGCCGGAGCCGUAGCUGGCAUCCUGGAGCACACCGUUAUGUAUCCCGUGGAUUCUGUCAAGACACGCAUGCAGAGUCUACAGCCCGACCCGAAGGCUCAGUACCGGAGCGUGUACGGGGCGCUGAAGAAGAUCGUCCGGACCGAGGGUCUCCUGCGGCCCCUCAGGGGCCUGAACAUCACCGUGCUGGGCGCGGGGCCCGCCCACGCGCUUUACUUCACCUGUUACGAGCGUCUCAAGCGCACGCUCAGCGACAUCAUUCAGAACGGCGGCAACAGCACCAUCGCAAACGGAAUUGCAGGCAGCGUUGCCACUGUGCUUCACGAUGCUGUAAUGAAUCCUGCAGAAGUGGUGAAGCAGCGCAUGCAGAUGUAUAAGUCUCCGUACCGCGGACUGUGGGACUGCGUCGUCACGGUGACCCGCACGGAGGGCGUGGCCGCGUUCUACCGCAGCUACAGCACGCAGCUGACCAUGAACAUCCCCUUCCAGGCCGUUCACUUCAUCACCUACGAGCUGAUGCAGGAGCAGCUGAACCCGCAGCGGCAGUACUGGCCCGGCAGUCACAUCGUGUCCGGGGCCGUGGCGGGCGCCGUGUCCGCCGCCGUCACCACGCCGCUGGACGUUUGUAAGACCCUCCUCAACACGCAGGAGAACGUGGCGCUCAGCUCCGUGCAGGUCAGCGGGCACCUCUCGGGCAUGGCCAACGCGUUAAGGACGGUGUACCGGCUCGGCGGCGUGCCCGCCUUCUUCAAGGGGGUGCGGGCCCGGGUCAUUUACCAGAUGCCCUCCACGGCCAUCGCCUGGUCCGUCUACGAGUUUUUCAAGUACUUUCUCACCCAGAAACAGCAUCAGCUCCAGCAUCAGCACCAGCAGGUGCUGGUGAUCCAGGACGAGGGGACAGAGGCCAAGACUGGGCCCACAUGA
Messenger RNA from Chanos chanos (milkfish), 1053 nucleotides. RefSeq names its product solute carrier family 25 member 37 (gene slc25a37). Gene Ontology annotation, molecular function: ferrous iron transmembrane transporter activity. The coding region runs from base 1 to 1053 and encodes 350 amino acids. Gene Ontology annotation, biological process: iron import into the mitochondrion. Lineage: Eukaryota; Metazoa; Chordata; Actinopteri; Gonorynchiformes; Chanidae. The transcript is spliced from 4 exons. The record is from RefSeq and is a predicted model, not a curated record. Gene Ontology annotation, cellular component: mitochondrial membrane.